CGCGUGGUGCUGGCCGCGUCGGCGCUGCGCCUGUGCCGCGAGCACCUGGGCCCCAGGCCGGGCUGCGCGGGGCUGUGCGCGCAGCUGCACCUGUGCAAGUUCAUGCUCUACGGCGCCUGCAAGUUCCUGCGGGCCGGGAAGAACUGUAGGAACAGUCACAGCUUGAUGACCGAUCACAACGUGAGUGUGCUGAGAACUCACGGUGUUGACCACCUCAAUUAUAAUGAGCUGUGCCAGCUCUUGUUUCAGAACGACCCUCUUCUUCUGCCGGAAGUCUGCCUACAUUACAACAAAGGGGAUGGGCCCUUUGGUGGUUGUUCCUAUCAAAAGCGGUGCAUCAAACUCCAUAUCUGCCAGUACUACUUACAGGGAGAGUGCAAGUUUGGUACCAGCUGUAAGAGAUGCCAUGAUUUCUCUAACUCUGAGAAUCUGGAGAAGUUGAAGAAGUUGGGCAUGAGCUCAGAACUGGUCCACAGGCUGCCUUCCAUCUAUAGAAAUGCGCAUGACAUCAAGAAUAAGAGCUCUGCCCCCACCAAGGCACCCCCUCCUUCUGCAGGCCCUCAGAAGACUUCUGAAAAAAAAGACAGUUUGAGUUCUACAUCCUCAGACACUCCGAGCCAAGAGGAGAGUGAUCAGAUUUGCUUGUACCAUAUCCGGAAAAGCUGCAGCUUUCACGACAAGUGCCACAGAGUUCAUUUCCAUUUGCCUUAUCGGUGGCAGUUUCUGGAUGGUGACAAAUGGAAGGAUUUGGACAAAAUGGAGCUUAUCGAAGCAGCCUACUGCAAUCCCGAAGGAGACAAGAUUGUGUGUGCUGCUUGUGGCCACACCUGUACCCUGCACUUCAACUCCAUGAAGUUUGGCACUGCCCAGGCUCGCCGCCUCUCCACGGCCUCCUCGGUCACCAAACCCCCUUACUUCAUCCUCACCACUGACUGGCUUUGGUAUUGGAUUGAUGAGUUUGGCUCUUGGCAGGAAUAUGGGAAACAAGGCACAGGGCACCCCGUGACCACUGUCAGCAGCAGCGAUGUGGAGAAGGCCUACCUGGCUUUCUGCACCCCAGGAGCUGACGACCAGGCGGCCAUCCUGAAGUUCCAGGCCGGAAAACACAACUACAUAUUAGACUUCAAAGCUUUCGUUCAGAAAAACCUCAUUUAUGGCACCGUCAGAAAAGUUUGCCGGAGACCCAAAUAUGUGUCUCCACAGGACGUGCAGAUGAAGCAGACCUGCAGUGUCAAGUUUCAAGGCCCAAAGAGCAUCCCAGACUACUGGGAUCCCUCUGCCCUGCCAGACCCAGGCUUUAAGAAAAUCACCCUAGACUCUUCUUCAGAAGAGUAUCAGAAAAUCUGGAACCUCUUCAACCGUACACUGCCUUCCUGCUUCGUUCAGAAGAUAGAGCGAGUCCAGAAUCUGGCCUUGUGGGAAGUCUACCGGUGGCAAAAGGGGCAGAUGCAGAAGCAGAAGGAGGGGAAGGAAGUGGACGAGCGGCAGCUGUUCCAUGGCACUGCCACCAGCUUUGUGGAUGCCAUCUGCCAACAGAACUUUGACUGGCGUAUCUGUGGUCUUCAUGGCACCUCCUAUGGCAAAGGGAGCUACUUCGCCCGGGAUGCCGCGUAUUCCCACCACUACUGCAAGUCCGACGGUCACAUCCAGAUGAUGUUCCUGGCACGGGUGCUAGUGGGUGACUUUGUCAGGGGCAACCCCUCCUUGGUCCGCCCCCCUGCCAAGGAAGGGCAGGGUAGUGCCUUCUACGACAGCUGCGUAAACAGUGUGUCCGACCCGAGCAUCUUUGUAGUCUUUGAGAAGCACCAGGCCUACCCCGAGUACCUCAUUCAGUACUCUACCUCCCCUAAGCUGCCGCCCACAGCUGCUGCCCCCACCCCCUCUGGGGGCUCUGUGCUGGUGGCAGCGCUGGGCUCCCUCUUUGGUAGUCGGCAGUGAAUGCAGCCAGCAGGCAGGGAAGUGCUGUGGGAUUUUUUUUUUUUUUUCUUAAGAAAACUUUUAAUGGACUGUUGUUUAAUGUUGGCUUCUCAAUGAGGCUGCAUUCUUAAUCCUUGCGGGUAUCAGAUUCUACUUUUAGGUGACUUUGGCGUUCAUCUGUGGACUCACCAUACUGAUUGCAGGUGAGCCCGGCGUGUCCCGCUUGCUUUUUAAUUGCGUCUUAAUGCUGCACUUUCCGCUCUUUGCUGCCUGUUGCAGCAGGCAGUUUCAAGACACUGUUUUAUGUAUUUGUUUUAAUGCUUAACGGUUUCUGUGUCUGCAGUGACUCCAUGUUCAGGGCCUCGUGCCCCUCAUCAGUGUGGCGCAGUGGCGUGAUGGGGGGAGUCCAGUUCUGCGGCUGCCCGGGCCUUGGCACUGACUGGCUGUGCCAGGUCAUCAGGGCAGGUAGCAGCCAUAUGGUGUCAUUGAGUCCCUGCUGGUUUCCCUAGUGCUAGGGGCCGGCAGGACCAUGUUGGCAGGAGAGGUGGACGAGUGCCUUGGGAACCCGGUCCAUGUCCCCAGUGUGGGCACCCUUGUGUCUGGGAAGACUGAGCUCUUGUGCUGCAGAUGUCACAUGAGAUAUGAAAUAAACAUAUUUAUCUAGA
Messenger RNA from Octodon degus (degu), 2582 nucleotides. It is a transcript of the gene Parp12, whose product is annotated as poly(ADP-ribose) polymerase family member 12. The transcript is spliced from 12 exons. The annotation marks the transcript as partial. The record is from RefSeq and is a predicted model, not a curated record. Gene Ontology annotation, molecular function: NAD+ poly-ADP-ribosyltransferase activity; metal ion binding. NCBI's taxonomy places the organism in Eukaryota, Metazoa, Chordata, Mammalia, Rodentia, Octodontidae.